Messenger RNA from Pararge aegeria (speckled wood butterfly), 783 nucleotides. RefSeq names its product trypsin, alkaline A-like. The transcript has 5 exons. The coding region runs from base 1 to 783 and encodes 260 amino acids. The record is from RefSeq and is a predicted model, not a curated record. Gene Ontology annotation, molecular function: serine-type endopeptidase activity. Lineage: Eukaryota; Metazoa; Arthropoda; Insecta; Lepidoptera; Nymphalidae. Gene Ontology annotation, biological process: proteolysis.
AUGAAAAUGUUAAUAAUUCUAACAGUGAUAUGUGGAAUUAUUGCAAAUAUAAAUGCACAAUCAAGAAUAGCUGGUGGUGAACUAGCAGACAUAACGAAGUAUCCAUUUGCGGUGGCACUCCUCAGCAACAUCGAGUCGCCGAGCUUCUUGCUGGGUUGCGGUGGUACCAUACUAACUAAUACAGCGAUCUUAACCGCCGCCUCCUGUUUCUUUGCUAAUGAGCAGAUAACCCAGCCAUCAUCAUGGCGUGCAAGAGUUGGCUCAUCGUCUCUGACGAACGGAGGGACUCUGUAUAUCAUAUCGCGCAUAACCACCCACCCGCUAUUCUCGAUGAACACAUUAGAGCACAACGUGGCAGUUAUACGUACUGUCGUAGCUAUGUCGUUUAGUACAGCUGUACAGCCAGCGUACAUAGCUGGUGGAGCAUACAGACUUCAACGGAAUGACGAGGUCGUUGCGAUAGGCUGGGGUGCUACCAGUGUUACAGGCUCGGCCUCUCCAGAUCUUCGUCGCGUGCAGAUCUGGGUAAAUGACCAGCAGACGUGCGUUGAACGGUAUUACGUAUUGAACUUCAACGUUACGGACUCCAUGCUGUGUGCUGGAUGGCUUGACGUUGGCAUCAGAGGACAAUGUUUAGGUGACAAUGGCGGGCCGCUACUACACAACGGCGUGGUGGUGGGCGUGUACUCGUGGUCGCAGGGCUGCGGCGACAUCGUGUUCCCCAACAUCAACACGCGAGUGUCGCAUUACUCGCGCUGGAUCGAGGCCAUCGCCACCGCUUAG